GUCGUGUUCUUAAAAAGGACGCUUUCUAAACUACUUUCUGCUAUCUGUCUCUUGUUCAUAUUCCAAAUUCGUAAACUUGAACGACCGAACUCGUGCUUCCACUUUGGAGAAUCGGGUUCCAGAAUAUUAUAUUCCUUCCUCUUCUUCACCAACUGCGCGACUUGAAUUCAUUGAUUUCUAAGAAUUCUUGUUUGUUUCGAUUUUCACGACUCAGCUCGUGCUUCAAUUCUAGGUCAAUUUCUGAAUUGGGGAAUUUGAAGCUGUGAAUGAGUGUUGAGGAAGAAUGAAGAAGGUGAGGAGAAGGAUCGGGAAAUAUGAAGUGGGUAGAACAAUCGGUGAAGGUACAUUCGCCAAGGUUAAAUUCGCUAAAAAUUCUGAGACUGGGGAAAGUGUUGCUAUUAAAAUCAUGGAUAAAACCACCAUUCUCAAGCACAGAAUGGUUGAACAGAUUAAAAGAGAGAUAUCCAUUAUGAAGAUUGUCAGACAUCCUAAUAUAGUAAGGCUGCAUGAGGUUUUGUCCAGCCAGACCAAGAUCUACAUAAUCCUCGAGUUUGUAAUGGGAGGAGAAUUGUAUGAUAGAAUUGUUCAGCGGGGAAAGCUUUCUGAAGAUGAAUCUAGGCGCUACUUUCAACAACUUAUAGAUGCUGUUGCUCAUUGUCAUAAAAAGGGUGUGUACCAUAGAGACUUGAAGCCUGAAAACCUUCUCCUUGAUGCUUUUGGAAAUUUGAAGGUUUCUGACUUUGGAUUGAGUGCAUUGACUAAGCAGGGUGUUGACCUGCUUCACACCACAUGUGGAACCCCAAGUUAUGUUGCUCCUGAGGUGCUCAGUAAUCAAGGUUAUGAUGGUGCAGCUGCUGAUGUUUGGUCAUGUGGAGUCAUCCUAUAUGUUCUAAAGGCCGGAUAUCUUCCUUUUGAGGAGGCAGACCUUUCAACAUUGUACCGAAGGACCAGUGCUGCUGAAUUUGUUUGUCCAUCCUGGUUUUCCACUGGCACUACGACAUUGAUACAUAAAAUUCUGGAUCCUAAUCCUAAAACACGGGUGAAAAUAGGAGAAAUAAGGAAAGAUCCUUGGUUUCAAAGAAACUAUUUGCCCCUCAAGCUCAAUGAAGAUGAACAAGUGAAUUUGGAUGAUGUUCAGGCUGUGUUUGAUGAUAUUGAGGACCAAUAUGUUCCUGUACAGUCAGAAAUCACCGAGGGAGGUCCUUUGGUAAUGAAUGCAUUUGAGAUGAUUACCUUAUCACAAGGGUUGAAUCUUUCACCAUUAUUUGACAGGCAUCAGGAUUAUGUAAAGCGGCAAACUCGUUUCGUUUCCCGCAAACCAGCAAAAGUUAUAAUCUCAUCUAUUAAAGUUGUUGCAGAGUCAAUGGGUCUAAAACUCCAGAGUCGCAAUUACAAGAUGAGGAUUGAAGGACUUUCUGCGAAUAAGGCUGGACAAUUUGCAGUGGUCUUGGAGGUGUAUGAAGUCGCACCGUGCCUUUACAUGGUAGAUGUUAGAAAGGCAGCUGGGGAUACUCUUGACUAUCACAAGGUUAGCUGCAUUUUCCAAUAGCCAGGAGUGUAUUUUCCAAUCACCUUCUUCUCAAAUUUUUACAAGAAUCUUUGUGCCAAACUAGAAAAUAUCAUUUGGAGGCCGACAGAGACUAUGCCAGAUUCUGGGUUGCUUCGACAAAUGACCUUGUGAUCAAGCUCUUGCGGCUGUGGCUGUGAUGCAUAUCUAAAAUCAACACGACUGAAAGCCUUCGAGCUUACAAAAUACUGGCAUGCUUUCCAGCCAUCAUACUGCAAUGUGCAUUUUGUAUGAAACGCGUUGAGAACGUGGCUUGAUGUCUUAGGGGAAGUAAGCAUAAAACAUAUCGCAAUGCAUCCUACAACGAACCUAUGCCGCAAUGGCUUGCAAAAUCAAUAGACAUUUUGUUAGGGCAGAAAUAGUGUAGUGUAUAAAUGUAAACAACGGAUCGAUCCCUUCCUGAGCUCUGUCUUGUAAGGUGAAUAAGAAAACUGUGGAGUUGAACUGUGAUUGAGCAUUUUUCUUUUUUUGUUCAGAGUAGCUUGAUAAAAAAUUGUAAAGAGAAGUCGUUUACAUCCAAAAGAGUACUAGACUCCAAAGAGAAUAAUAUAGUUAUGCAUCUUCAGAUAAGUAUGAGAUUACAAGAUACCUCUACUCAGAUUGAAAUAUAUUACUUUCUAUUAGAUUUUA
This is a messenger RNA of Lotus japonicus, 2197 nucleotides long. RefSeq names its product CBL-interacting serine/threonine-protein kinase 24. Bases 284 to 1549 code for a protein of 421 amino acids. Gene Ontology annotation, molecular function: protein kinase activity; ATP binding. Gene Ontology annotation, biological process: signal transduction; protein phosphorylation. The transcript has 14 exons. Lineage: Eukaryota; Viridiplantae; Streptophyta; Magnoliopsida; Fabales; Fabaceae. The record is from RefSeq and is a predicted model, not a curated record.